GGAUCUUUUACUUCAUCGCUGCUCCGAAGAAAAAAAACUCACCACCAGCCAUUGCCACUAAACCACAAACUCUCUGGUCUGUGAAAUGGAGGUUCCAAAGGAUCAGAUCGCGACUCUAAUGGAGCAUGGGCUCUACGAUUCUGCUGAAAUGCUCGGUAGCUUUCUUGUUUCAUCUUCUACUGUUAGUGCCGAAACUAGUCCUCAGCUAAAGGCGGAGAAUUUGAUUCUACUGGGGGAUGCUUUAUUCCACCAAAGAGAAUACAGGAGAGCUAUUCAUACGUACAAGCAAGCGUUGCAUCAUUUUACAAGGAUUCCAAAGCAAAGCUCCAGUAUCUCGAGGAGUUCAUUAUCUUUAUCUACCAGAUCAUCUGUGAACGCCUCUGGCAUUUCCACUAUUAAUGAGAACGAGGUGAGAUUCAAGAUUGCUUCAUCCCAUUUUGCUCUUAAUGAAACGAAAGCUGCGAUUGCUGAGAUGGAAUCGGUCAAGACCAGAAGCUUGGAGAUGAAUAUACUGAUGGCAAAGCUUCAUCGAAAUUCUGGAUACAACCGUGGUGCUAUUGCUUUUUAUAAAGAGUGUUUAAGGCAGUGUCCUUAUGUACUUGAAGCUGUUACAGGUUUAGCUGAACUGGGCGUCACUGCAAAGGAUAUCAUAUCAUCUUUUACACAGACUUCAAAUAGAAGUGCAAAAGUUUCGCUCGAUCAGAUAGACCCUACCCGUUGGUUGCAACGUUAUGUUGAGGCCCAGUGUUGUGUUGCUUCACAUGCUUACAAAGGGGCGCUGGAACUCUUUGCUGAACUUUUACAACGAUUUCCAAAUAAUGUACACUUGUUGACUGAGACAGCAAAGGUUGAAGCCAUUAUUGGGAAAAAUGAUGAGGCCAUAAUGAGAUUUGAGAAGGUUCGGUCAAAUGAUCCUUACACACUAACCAGUAUGGAUGAGUAUGCGAUGCUGCUACAGAUAAAGUGUGAUUAUUCCAGACUAAACAAGCUCGUCCACGAUUUAUUAAGCAUUGAUCAUACCAGAGCAGAAGUAUUUGUUGCUUUGUCUGUACUAUGGGAAAGGAAAGAUGCAAGGACGGCAUUAUCUUAUGCUGAGAAGAGUAUCAGGGUGGACGAGAGGCACAUACCCGGCUAUAUAAUGAAGGGAAAUCUUCUUUUACAAGCAAAACGACCAGAAGCUGCAGCGAUCGCCUUCAGGGCGGCCCAGAAUUUGAGGUCCGAUCUUCGUUCAUAUCAAGGCUUAGUCCAUUCUUAUCUGGCAUUUGGUAAAACCAAAGAAGCGUUGUAUACUGCCAGAGAAGCAAUGAAUGCAAUGCCUCAGUCCGCAAAGGCUCUGAAAUUAGUUGGUGAUGUUCAUGCUAGUACAUCAAGUGGCAGGGAAAAGGCAAAAAAGUUCUACGAGUCAGGUCUGAGGCUUGAACCUGGGUACCUUGGAGCGGCCUUAGCUCUGGCUGAGCUUCAUCUAAUGGAAGGGAGGAAUGGAGAUGCUGUGUCACUACUAGAACGAUAUCUCAAAGAUUGGGCUGAUGACUCUCUCCAUGUCAAGCUAGCUCAAGUGUUUGCUGCAACAAAUAUGCUACAAGAUUCUUUAUCACACUAUCAAGCUGCAUUAAGAAUAAAUCCACAUAAUGAGGCAGCCAAAAAGGGACUAGAUCGCUUGGAGAAACAGAUGAAGGGAAUAGACCCAGAUGCAACUGAUGAGAAUGACGAGAACGAUGUGGAAGAUGUUGAUGGAGAUACUGAGGAGGCCGAGCUCAUGUGAAGAGAUAGAUUGUUUAGUAGGCAAAGAAGAAUGUGUAAACUGUAAAAUUAUCGAAUUCUUUAAUAGUAUAAAUGUCAUUCCCUUUGUUUCCUAAAAA
Molecule: messenger RNA, 1859 nt
Organism: Capsella rubella
Lineage: Eukaryota; Viridiplantae; Streptophyta; Magnoliopsida; Brassicales; Brassicaceae
Product: anaphase-promoting complex subunit 7
Exons: 18
Coding region: 86-1762 (558 amino acids)
Biological process (GO): cell division
Molecular function (GO): protein binding
Source: RefSeq, a predicted model, not a curated record